Messenger RNA from Ixodes scapularis (black-legged tick), 6237 nucleotides. RefSeq lists its product as uncharacterized. Lineage: Eukaryota; Metazoa; Arthropoda; Arachnida; Ixodida; Ixodidae. Gene Ontology annotation, molecular function: zinc ion binding. Bases 137 to 1702 code for a protein of 521 amino acids. The record is from RefSeq and is a predicted model, not a curated record. The transcript is spliced from 3 exons.
UGGGGAGCUGGGUUCGAGGCUUUUCCGGAUGAUCACACACAGACCCGGCAGGCGUGUUUCUCACGUUACGGCACGCUGGUUUUCUUCCCUCUGUUUGGUUUAUUUCGUUCCGCGGCUAUCUAACUAAACGGUAGCGAUGACCGAAGACGAGAACAUCCCGUUCUCGUUUCCUCCGGACGCUUGGGUCGAGAGGCCUCCGUCGUGUGUGAACUUCUCGCAAGACGAAGUGUGGCGGUACAUGCAAGCCAAGCCUGACACCCUGCUUCAGGCCCAUCGCGGUUGGGCUUUCAAGGAGGAAGGCUACGUACGCAAUGUUCGGUGGAACCUGUCGGACGAUUCUCGGACGUGCCUUGUCCGAUGCGUGUGCCUGCCUUCCAUGAAGAAGGCACCGUAUACUGUCUCCGCGUGGUUUACGAGGGACACCGGCACCGUCAGAGGCGGCAUCUGCAGUUGUGUUGCUGGGAAAAGCGGGUGCUGCCAGCACAUCGUAGCGCUACUUCUCUGUGCAGAGGAGAGCUGCAACACGACCACGGCAACCUCUUGCACCGACGUUCCCUGUUCUUGGAUUGUUCCAGCUCAAGCCAAGAAGCCCGCAGCUCCUGCACCGCUUGCAGAUAUUACGUUCAGCAAGUUCCUGAUCAACAAGCCGACUCAUCAGAAGAAAAGCCGUUCGUAUGACCCUUGUGAAGGAGUGCCUGGCCCGUCGCACGAGGACAUCACGAAGUUCUAUGGGAGGCUGGCUGAAAUAAGACCAAAUCUUCUUUGCCUGAGGUAUGGCAACGUCAUGCCAGUGAAAGAAGCGAGGCACACAGGAGCGAUCCCUCAAAUCGAUGAUGAACAGGAUCUGUGGAGCCAGGAGGCCCGGAAGCUUGUACAGCACCACAUGCAGACACUGCCACAACUGACUGCCGAAGAGAGGGCUGGCAUUGUGACCUCAACGAUCGGUCAAGCCUGCAACCAGAGGUGGCACAGUGAGCGACUUGGGAGGAUAACGGCAUCACAGUUUUCUGCUGUGAUUAAGUGCAGAGAGCCUGACUACCUUGUGAAACGGAUCAUGUAUCCUAGCCCAGAAGCAAAGAGUGAGGCACUGCAUUAUGGAAGGAUGAAGGAGCCCGUUGCUGUUGCCGCCUACGUCGCGCUCAUGAACUGCAGGGACGACCCAGUACAGGUGUAUGAGACCGGGCUACACAUACAUCCGCGCUACAGCUUCCUCGGAGCGUCGCCCGACAGGAUCAUCGUCAAGAACGGCGAAGUAGGGCUUCUUGAGGUGAAGUGUCCCAUCUCGAAGAUUGGGUUAACACCCGAGGAGGCCUGCGGAGACGAGAAGUUCUGCUGCGAGUUGAUCGAUGGAACCGUGCAACUGAAGCACAAGCACGCGUUCUACUACCAGGUGCAAGGACAAAUGAUGGUGACUGGGCACAGGUGGUGCGAUUUUGUUUUCUGGACGAACAACACCACUGACGCCAAUUCGACGCACAUUGAGACAAUCACCCUAGACGAGGAGUUUGUCAGUAAGGAGCUGCUACCUGGCUUGCUGUAUUUUGCCGAGCAUGCUCUGUUCCCCGAGGUGAUCACUAAACGCAUCCAGCGACACAAGGACCUGGCUAGGGGAAAGUAUGUCUCCUUCAAGAAGUUUCGUGAGGGAACCUACAGGGUGGAGGACGGUCCUGGCUUAAAGAAAACAUUCAGAAAACUGAAGUGAAGUGGAGACUGAAUGACCACAAAUGCAAAACGGCCCUUGUGUGUGUCGGAAUUGUCGUGAGAGCCACAGCACGAAGAGGGCGCCACAAGCCAGACGACAAAGAAGCCAGCGAGAGGGCUGAGUGCGAGAGUAUGGGUCGGAGAACGCCAAUACGACGGACGCACGGAGACUGAUGUGCGGGCUCACUGCUCAUGUAACGUAUCGUUAACUCGAAUUAAACGCUUCGUUUACGCCAACCUCGUCCCGACAUGGUGGCAGCGGUGGGAUGCUGUGGAAGACAAGUCAACUAGCUACAACAGCAACCGCUCCGGGGAGGCAAGGCACGGGAACGCUCGGAAUCCGAAACUUUGCGUCGCUACGACAAGGUACGUCGACGGAACGCUCGGAAUCCGAAACUUUGCAUCGCCACGCCAAGGUACGUCUGCAACGACCACGCCGACCGGUAAGCGAUGGCCACUGGGCAACAAGCUGCGCAACAACCAACGUCGCUAAAUCCUUUCGUCGUUGAGUUGCCAGAAAAGUUGGAUUUUCGACGUCCCGAUGAUUGGAAGCGUUGGUUCACCCGAUGGGAGAGAUACCGGGUCAUUUCUGGGUUGAAAAAACAAGACGGGGAAACCCAAGUGAACACGUUAGUUUAUGCUAUGGGACGCGAAGCAGAAGAUGUCCUGGCGUCGCUGAAAGUGACUGAUGCCCAGAAACACGACUACGAUGCAGUGACAACCGCCUUCGGCAGACACUUUGUCCCUCGGACGAAUGUCAUUUACGAACGUUCAAAGUUCAACAGGCGUGUGCAGGAAGCGCACGAAACGGUCGACGCCUUUGUGACAGAUCUCUACAAGCUGGCAGAGGUAUGUGCAUACGGCGACUUAAAAGAAGAGCUAAUUAGAGACCGACUCGUCGUGGGACUCGUCGACGUCAAGCUGAUUGAGCAGCUUCAGCUCAACCCUGAACUAACGUUGGAGACGGCGAUCUCCAAGGCUCGAAAUUCGGAAACUGUGAAGCAGCAACUCAAGGAACUGCGACCACAAGCACAGCCGAACGCGAUCGUAGACGAGCUUCACUUCUCCGCGCAGCGGGCCAAAAAGAAGAAGCAGCUACCAGUCCGCAACAAAGAACAGAACCAAGCUUGCAGAUGGUGUGGUUCCCCGCGCCCACACUUGCGUGCCAAGUGUCCUGCUGCCGACAAGACAUGCAAUGGGUGUGGAAAAAAAGGACACUUCGUGUCAGUGUGCCUGUCCACAAAGAAGAAAACUCAAGACAGCCAGAGUCAGCGCCACGCCGCACUCGAAGAGGUUUACCUGGGUAAAGUAACAAGUCAACUCGGAUCAGAACCAUGGCGGAUCACAGCUUGCGUCAACGGCUCGCCCGUAGAGUUCAAGGUGGACACGGGAGCUGACGUCACGGCCAUCCCGUCCAGGGUCUACAACAAGUCACUCAUGGGACCACUCAGCAGACCUACGAAGGCACUCCUGGGGCCCGGCCGAGCCAAGAUUCCCACCGUGGGACAGUUCAAGGCGACCCUGAGGUGGAAUGGACGAUCGUGCCAGGAGCAGGUGUUCGUAGUGGACAACCUUCACGACGCGCUUCUUGGCCGUCCAGCAAUCAAGUCUCUGCAAGUCCUGUGCAGCCUGUCUGUAGUCGAGGGAUCAGAGGUAGACGAAGACGACACACACAGCAGACAUCUUCAGUGACUACCCCAAGCUGACUGCGGGUCUUGGACUACUAAACACCGAGUACAAGGUAGCUCUGCUCCCCAACGUCAAACCGUAUGCGGUAACGUACCCGAGGCGCGUCCCUCUUCCAAGUGUCAAGCAGGAGCUGGAGCGGAUGGCGAGCCUCGGAGUCAUCGCAAAGGUAGACCACGCAACUGAGUGGUGUGCACCGAUGGUUGUGGCCAGAAAGAAAAACGGUGAACUACGCAUCUGUGUCAAUUACAGUGGCCUGAACAGCUGCAUCCUGAGGGAAUGAGUCUUAAUGCCAACUGUCGACGAAUGCCUUGGAAAACUGGCUGGAGCAACCUGGUUCAGCAGACUCGACGCCAGAGCGGGCUACUGGCAAGCCCCACUGGCAGCAGAAUCACGGGAGUAUACAACUUUCUUGACGCCAUGUGGUAGAUUUCAGUUCCUCCGACUACCAUUCGGUAUCUCCACUGCACCCGAGUUCUUCCAGCGUGAGAUGCUAAGAGUACUCGAAGGUCUCGAAGGUCAAGCUUGCCUUCAAGACGACAUCAUCGUGUUUGGAAGAACGAGAGAAGAACGUGACUCACACUUGCAUCAGGUACUCAAGCGCCUGCAAGAUGUGGGCAUAACUCUCAACAAGGACAAAUGCGUUCUUCGCAAACAGUCUGCAGAAUUCCUCGGACAUGUCGUCUCGGCCAACGGGGUCAGUGCGGAUUCAGUAAAGAUCAAGGCUCUCGCUCAACUGACACCGCCAGGAGAUGUAUCGGAGGUCAGGUCGUUCCUGGGUAUGGCAAACCACCUGGCUAAAUUUCUCCCUGGACUCUCUCAACUCACGAAACCGCUUUGCGAUUUGCUUUACCAUGACGCUGAUUGGUGCUGGGGAGAGCCUCAACAAAAAAGUUUCGACUCCGUCAAAGAAGCACUGACGACCACACCGGUACACUACGAUCCUCGAAGUCAUCUCACAGUCUCAGCGGAUGCAUCCUUGUACGGCCUUGGGGCUGUCCUCCUUCAGGAGAUGUCCGGAAAACGACUCCCUGUUGCCUACGCAUCACAGUCACUCACAGAAACUGAACAACGCUACGCCCAGAUAGAAAAGGAGACGCUGGGAAUCGCAUGGGCAUGCGAGCAUUUCCGCCAGUACUUGCUCGGUCUGCAAUUCCACAUAGAGACCGACCAUAAGCCGCUCAUGCCUCUGUUGUCAUCAAAGCGCAUAGACGAGGAGAGUCCAUGAUUGCAGCGUCUGCGAAUGAGACUGCUGGAAUUUGACUACACAAUCUCCCAUAUUCCCGCAAGGAGAUCCAUACAGCUGACAUACUCUCACGGAAGCCGCAAGCAACAACGGACAGCAGCAGUCCAAGAAGUCUCGAAGUAGCUUUGACAGAAUACGAGCUACUCAGCGUAGAACUCCUACCGGCCUCCACCAACAUGCUGGAGAGGACCAAAGAAGAACAAAAGCGAGAUCCAACUAUCGUGACUGUUGGGAACUAUUGUUCAACGACGUGGCCCAAGGGCGUGUCACUGCCACUACCAGUACAGAAAUAUGCCAGUGUGUCCCAAGAGCUAGUUGAAGAACUUCUCCUCAAGGGAAGUCGCAUCGUCAUCCCGCCAAGCAUGCAGGACGAGGUGCUGGAAAGCCUGCACACGGGUCAUCAGGGCAUAGGUCGUUGCAGAGCUCGGGCCAAUCAAUCAGUUUGGUGGCCUGGCAUCAGCAGGAGUGUUGAAGACUAUGUUUCAAGAUGUCCAGUGUGUCAGACACACCGAAAGCCUGGCGCAGAGCCCCUGCUACACACUCCACUCCCGAAUCACCCAUGGGAAGUUGUAGGCGCGGACCUCUUUAACGAAAGUGGCGAGAACUACCUUGUAGUGGUAGAUUAUUUCUCGAGGUUCUUUGAACUUGAGAAAUUAAGAAAGACAACAACCCAAGACAUCACACGGGAACUGAGCGAGAUGUUUGCCCAUUUUGGAGCACCCGUCAUCAUUCGAUCAGACAAUGGGCCCCAAUUCGCUUCUGCCGAAUUCGAAAGGUUUGCGAAGGAGUGGGGAUCACGCCAUGUAACAAGUAGCCCAUAUUAUCCUCAGAGCAAUGGGGCGGUGGAAAGGACCAUACAGACGGCGAAGCAGCUGCUUAAAAAGUCGCCGAACAUCCACAAGGCGCUGCUUGCUCAUCGGGAUACCCCUGCAACUGAAGGAUACUCCCCUGCGGAACUCAUGAUGGGAAGAAAGAUACGGACAAAUGUUCCAGCUGUGUCCAAAGCGUUCCAGCCUCGGUGGAACAGCGAGCCCUUUCGGAAAAAGGAUCGUGCAUACAAAGCCAAGCUGAGUGCACAUUACGAUGCCCGUCAUAGGGUCAAAGAACGAGACCAUAUACCUCCACAUACAGCUGUGCAAAUUCUGUCAGGAGCAGCCACAAGUGGGACAGUGCUGCAAUCAACGCAGUCUCCUAGGUCAUAUGCGGUGAACACAGCCAAUGGCAUCACUCAUUGCACGAGCAGACAUCUGCAACCUUGGCAGCCUGGAAUAACCGUCACGAGAGGUGGACGAAAAUCAAGACCUCCAAGCCGCCUCAACCUGUAGGUGCUGGGAGUCUUCAAAGAAAGGGGGGUGUCGUGAGAGCCACAGCACGAAGAGGGUGCCACAAGCCAGAUGACAAAGAAGCCAGCGAAAGGGCUGAGUGCGAGAGUCUGGGUCGGAGAACGCCAACACGACGGGCGCACGGAGACUUGACGUGCGGGCUCAUGUAACCAUGUAACGUAUCGUUAACUCGAAUUAAACGCUUUGUUUACGCCAACCUCGUCCCGACAGGAAUCUGCCAUGUCUUGAUGAAUACGCAAUAAAAGAAAACCAGGUCUCGAA